Pediculus humanus corporis (human body louse) is the source of this 552-nucleotide messenger RNA. Its product is annotated as Small glutamine-rich tetratricopeptide repeat-containing protein B, putative. The record is from RefSeq and is a predicted model, not a curated record. Lineage: Eukaryota; Metazoa; Arthropoda; Insecta; Psocodea; Pediculidae. Bases 1 to 552 code for a protein of 183 amino acids. The transcript is spliced from 4 exons. Gene Ontology annotation, molecular function: Hsp90 protein binding.
AUGAACGAGGAACUGACAGUAAUUAAAAAAAAAAUCGACGGAUGUUUGAAAUUAAAAAAAUACGAAGAAGCAGUGUUGCAUUUAAGUCAUGCUAUCAAAUUGGAACCUCAUAAUCAUGUACUUUAUAGUAAUAGAUCCUUUGUUUUUCUUGAAAUGGAACAAUAUUACUUAGCAUUAGAAGAUGCCAACAAAGCAAUAACGUUAAAUCCAAAAUGGGCUAAAGGGUAUUUUCGCAAAGCCGAGAUAGAAUUUCAGACAUUCAAUUAUAAUGAUGCGUUGCGGUCUUAUAAAAUAGCAUUGGCUUUUCAACCAAAUGAUCCAUGUUUAGAAGAAGCCAUACAUAAAACUAAAGUUGCUUUAAAAAAAGAAAAAGGAUCAGAAGAACAAAUUCCUUGGAUAGGUGCAGCAUUGGGUAUUAUUGCUGGUGCAACAAUUAUUAUUUCCAGUCAAAUAUUCACCAACAUUCCAGUGUCAAGAGUAAAAUCCAAUGCUCAUGGUUUUAGUAAUUAUAGGAAUAGCAGUGAUUGGUUACUGUUUAGGAAAAGCUUUUAG